GUGACACUCGUCACAUUAUUACAAAGUCUGUAUUUAUUUGCGCACUUUUUUAGAAUAUUUUGACAGUCAUUCAGGACCUUUCACUGCACAGUAGUGGAAUUAGAGGUGAACAAUAGGUAGAUGAGAGAUGUUGUGCUGCCAUUGUGUAAUAGGAGGUGAACAGUUUGCUGGCAUUUUCCAGAGCUGAAUGAAACCCAUUUUACAGGGGGCACUGGGUCUGUGUAUCCCACAACACACAGCAGUCGGUUUGCUCCAGUGUUAAAUCUGAAGAGACGUUACGGUUGAAGGAAAAAGUGGAGACCCACAACGCGCAGCGGCAAACAAGGACCUGGCCCGCUCUCCUCCAGUUCCUCCCUUCAAGUAUCGCUCGCACUCUCCAGUCGACCGUGGAGCGGUGGAGUGAGAUGCACCCACAGCGCCCGCUGCCCCAGGCCAUGCCCUCCUCAAUGGGCCAAAACCUGAGAGAUGCAGCUCUGAGGAUGGGCCACGGCAGGAAAUUGCUGGGAGGGAAUGUGGCUUUUGGAGUUAUCCAGUCUCUUAAAGAGUGCCUCUACUUCCUGCUCUGCUGCUGGUGCAUCAAAGAGAUGCUGGACUAAGAGAAAGAGCGUUUGAGCAGGUGGAUGAUUGAUCACAGAUGUGUUGAUGCUUUGACCUGAAUCCAGAUCUCUUCACACACAGGCAGAAACUCGUGCCUCACAAGUCUCUGGCACUCUAGAGCACGCAGGCGAUCACAUCCCUGUCGACAUGCUGGUGGUAUUCAAACAUGUUUUAACUGACACCGUUUGAGAAACUUGUGCAAUAAAUGAAAAAUAAAAAAAAAACAUUGUGUAA
Molecule: messenger RNA, 831 nt
Organism: Carassius gibelio (silver crucian carp)
Lineage: Eukaryota; Metazoa; Chordata; Actinopteri; Cypriniformes; Cyprinidae
Product: lens epithelial cell protein LEP503-like
Exons: 2
Coding region: 405-596 (63 amino acids)
Biological process (GO): multicellular organism development
Source: RefSeq, a predicted model, not a curated record